Molecule: messenger RNA, 2788 nt
Organism: Eleginops maclovinus (Patagonian blennie)
Lineage: Eukaryota; Metazoa; Chordata; Actinopteri; Perciformes; Eleginopidae
Gene: foxred2
Product: FAD-dependent oxidoreductase domain containing 2
Exons: 10
Coding region: 156-2201 (681 amino acids)
Cellular component (GO): endoplasmic reticulum lumen
Molecular function (GO): flavin adenine dinucleotide binding; monooxygenase activity
Source: RefSeq, a predicted model, not a curated record
CCUCCAUUGGUGUGUGUUAUCCAGAGUGGGAAGUGUAGCGGAUUUCACACACUCACACACACACCCACACUUUAAAAUUCUCCACAGUAAACAUGUAGACUACAUACAUGCUGAACUACAUGCUGCGUUCAAGGGACCGCCUGAUGUAAAAGGUAAUGGAUUCAAACCUCCCUUGUUUAAUCCUCUUCCUCUUGAUCGGCUGUGUGAAAUGCUCCUUUGAUAACCAACACGAUGGCAGCCGGCGCUACGGGUACUGUGUGCUGGGAGCCGGGCCGGCCGGGCUGCAGAUGGGCUACUUCCUGUCCAAGGCCAAAAGAGACUACAUCAUCCUGGAGAGGAACUCUGGACCGGGCAGCUUCUUUAACAAGUAUCCCAGGCACAGGAAGCUCAUCAGCAUCAACAAGAUCCACACAGGAAGGCAGAACCGAGAGUUCAACCUGCGCCACGACUGGAACUCGCUGCUGAGCGAUAACCCCGACCUCCUGAUGAAGAGAGUGAGCUCUGAGUUUUACCCUCCGGCCGACGCCUUCCCGACCUACCUGUCCAUGUUUGAGAAGGAGCUCGGGCUGAGGGUUCGGUACGGUGUGGACAUCGGGAGGAUCAGGGCGGUGCAGUCACCCAGAGACAGGAGCUACAUCCUGACUGACCAACAUGCCGCAGACUACACGUGCAGCGUCCUCCUGGUGGCCACGGGUCUGUGGGUUCCUCAGAAGGUGGAGUUUGUGGGUUCUGACCUGGUUGAAGGCUACGAGUCCAUCUCCACCGAUCCUGAGGACUACAAGGACCAGGCCGUUCUUAUUCUGGGGAAGGGGAACUCGGCCUUUGAAACGGCCCAGAGCAUCUUGGGAAAAGCCAGCAAGGUCCACAUGCUCAGCUCCAGCCCGGUCCGACUCGCCUGGCAAACUCAUUAUGUCGGAGACCUCAGAGCUGUGAAUAAUGAGCUCAUAGACACAUAUCAGCUGAAGUCCUUGGAUGGUCUGGCGGAGGCUCGUCUGGACAAAAUCGGCAUCACUCAACGAAAAGAGCAAAGCGGGAGGAGAUCGGGCGCUCAGAAGAAAGCAAAGUUUUACCUGACUCUAAAGAAGCACAUUCAACACCAGGAGAAGAAGAACAGCUCCGAUGCGCCAGGGGAGGAAAUGCCAGGGUAUCACAUUGACAACUUUUCGAUGCGAAAGCCCUACGACCGAGUGAUUCGAUGCCUCGGAUUCAGAUUCAACUUCAGCGUGUUUGACAGCUCUGCCUGCCCACCCACCAGUGACAACGCUAAAGGCAGGUUGCCCAGUGUGACGCCGUGGUAUGAAGGGAUGAACACCCCCGGUCUGUUUGUUCUGGGAACCGCUGCUCACUCCAGAGACUACCGCUCAUCUGCCGGCGGCUUCGUUCAUGGAUUCCGUUACACAGUGCGAGCCGUACACCGCGUACUUGAACAGCGUUACCAUAAUAACCCAUGGCCGUCGACUAAACUGAUGAUGACGCAGCUGCAGUCCUGGAUCCUGAAGCGGCUCGGCGAGGCCUCCGGGCCGUACCAAAUGUUUCAGGUGCUGGGGGACGUUAUACUUCUUCGAGGCUCUCACUGUGAAUACGUGGAAGAGUUUACUCUCCAGGCUCUGCCUCAGUUCUCCUCUGUCUCGGGCCACGAGGUCUCAGAACAUGGGCUGAUAGUCCUGGUGAUGCAGUACGGGAACAACAAGAUCGACUUUCUGGGGCGGAGCAGGGCCGAAACCGACUGGACCAAAGCCUGGAAAUCCAACUUCCUGCACCCUGUUUUAUACUACUAUGACACACUUCCUUCUGAGGAAGACAUGAGGCUGCGUCCCACUGGAUGGCCGUUACCGAGGCCCAAAGCGAUCCAUCACAUGGUGGAGGACUUCCUCGCAGAAUGGGACACUCCCAUUUCUCAUAUCCAGCCACUGCGGCGCUUCCUGGAGCACUGUGUCCAGACUGACCUCAGGGCCUUCUAUGCUGAAUCCUGUUUCCGCUCCUCCCUAACCCACCGCAAGCCACCGCUGUUUUGUCAGCAGGGAUACUUGAAGCAGCAGGGAGUCGCUCACAACAGCCAGCCUUGGCAGCAGGUUCACGACGCCGGACCGAUGCCUACUGAACAGGACACGGGAAAAACAUCAGGGUCCAACCCGGCGUUCCCAAACUACCUGGCACAAGCUGGAGCCUCUGUGUCUUCAGGACUGAAACUAGACUUCUGAUUGUUUUACUGAAGCGUGAUAAAGCUAAGCCUACGAUGCUGUUUAGGUCCCUCAGCUUUGCUACCUCCAGCAUCCAUAAUGAUUCUGUCCAUAAAACCAAAUACCGUGACAGGAUAUCAUCCUGCUGAUCAAUCGUUCCAAAUACUGUCGGCUUGUAACCCUUUAAAAUAAGGCAUGCAUAAUUACAGACAUGAUGUAAAUGUCAACACUUUCAACCAAAGAGUGAUUUUUCUUUCCUUUAUCAAAUCUUAAUUUGUGUGCAACAGAUGACUUGUGUGUUUCCUUUAUUUGGUAAUAAUCUCACAGCCCCUCCCACGUUAUCAUAAUGCAACCUGUUGGGGACCCGACCCCCCCAUGUUGGAAAUGACUGUUUAUCACUGGAGCGGCACGUUGCCCCUUGAAUAUCCCCCAUUGUUGUUCCUUAUAACAUAUUGAAGUGCUUUAUAGAUAGCCAUUUUCAUAUCAUGUAAAUCUAAAUUAUCUGAAGCUUUAUAGGUGGAGGGUGGGUGUUACAAAACGGUUAUCAUUCUACAUUUUACAUGAUGCUACAUGAUUAAACAUAUUAAAGAGAGAGUUUUUAAAUGAAA